Megachile rotundata (alfalfa leafcutting bee) is the source of this 5508-nucleotide messenger RNA. RefSeq names its product endoplasmic reticulum transmembrane helix translocase. The record is from RefSeq and is a predicted model, not a curated record. Gene Ontology annotation, cellular component: endoplasmic reticulum membrane. Gene Ontology annotation, molecular function: ATP hydrolysis activity; ATP binding; P-type ion transporter activity. NCBI's taxonomy places the organism in Eukaryota, Metazoa, Arthropoda, Insecta, Hymenoptera, Megachilidae. Gene Ontology annotation, biological process: intracellular calcium ion homeostasis; transmembrane transport.
UGCGAAGGACGUAAACAUAUUUCAAGCACCUUUCACGUGCGUGAAUUGUUACGUUUCUAUUUCGUAGUGCGUGCUUGGUGUUUGUGUGAUCAAAUUUCAUGUGAGAGAAACCGGAACCAUUUAAUAUUAAGCUCCAUACGCCCCUGUUACGGUAUAGCGUAAUCAUAGCCAUGGCGACUACUGCUUCGUCGCGGGUAGACGAACUGGUACAGACUGUCACCCUUCACAAUCCUCGGAAACUGUUGUUCACGGGAUACAUUUUACCUUCUGUGAUAUUACACACUGCGUGGAUUUACAGUUGGAUUUUUAUUUACGGAAUUGACGAGUACUAUGAAGCGGGCCUAGUGGGUAUCGCGGCUAUUGGUGUGUUGCAAAUUUUUAUAUGUUUGUGUUGCCAAUGGUCGGUGCAUAUACACACUUUUCUCAAUUGUAGCUCGGAAAAAAGUCCUUAUAAAGCAAAAAUAGCGAAAGUAAUUCCUACACCUAACAAUGGAAGUUCAGAACUUGUUAAGUUACACCAUUCCAACGAACAAGAGCCAUGGUUUAUAUUUCAAAAAACAAAGUAUAUUUGGAAUCCACAUAAAAAAUAUUUCGAAGGCCUUCAGUAUCCAAUUAACUACUCUGUUAAGCAUUAUUGCGAAUGGAAAGGAUACUUGGAUGAGAAAGAUAUUACGAUAGCAGAGGAAAAAUAUGGCAAGAAUAAGUUGGAUAUGGUUGUACCAGAAUUUAAGGAAUUAUUCAAAGAAAGGGCAAUUGCGCCGUUCUUUGUUUUCCAAGUGUUUUGUGUAGCAUUAUGGUGUUUAGACGAGUAUUGGUAUUAUAGUAUCUUUACUCUUAUUAUGCUUAUCAUGUUUGAAUGUACAUUGGUACAGCAGCAACUUCGAAAUAUGGCUGAGAUCAGAAAAAUGGGAAAUAAGCCAUACAUGAUAAUGGUCUACAGGAAUAGGCGAUGGCGUUCUAUGUUUACUGAUCAGUUACUUCCUGGUGACAUAGUCUCGAUAACAAGAUCUCAAAAUGAUAAUUUGGUGCCAUGUGAUAUGUUACUUUUAAGAGGACCAUGUGUGGUUGAUGAGAGUAUGCUAACAGGAGAAUCAGUUCCACAAAUGAAAGAGCCUAUAGAAGAUAUUGAUGGAAGCAGAGAACUGGAUAUAGAAGGAAAUGAUAAACUGCAUGUACUUUUUGGGGGCACAAAAGUUGUGCAACAUAGUCCGCCUAGUAAAAAUGUACCUGGCCUCAAGGCUACUGACAAUGGCUGUGUAGCCUAUGUUUUACGUACUGGAUUUUCAACAUCCCAAGGUAAACUCUUGAGGACAAUACUCUUUGGAGUUAAACGUGUUACAGCUAACAAUUUGGAAACAUUUGGCUUUAUCCUAUUUUUACUAGUAUUUGCAAUUGCAGCAGCAACAUAUGUAUGGAUUAAAGGAAGUGCAGAUCCUACUAGAAAUAGAUAUAAAUUAUUCUUAGAAUGUACACUUAUUCUAACAUCAGUUAUUCCCCCAGAAUUGCCAAUUGAGUUAUCAUUGGCUGUUAAUACAUCCUUGUUAGCUCUAUCAAAACUAGGUGUAUUUUGUACCGAACCUUUCCGAAUACCAUUUGCUGGGAAGGUUGAAAUCUGUUGCUUCGAUAAAACUGGUACUUUAACCAGCGAUAACUUGAUUGUCGAGGGUUUAGCUGGAAUUGAAGGAAAAGCAGAUGUUGUUCAACUUUCUGAUGCUCCUUUAGAAAGUAUUCAAGUACUUGCAACGUGCCAUUCUCUCGUACAAGUAGACGAUGAAAUUGUUGGCGAUCCUCUUGAAAAGGCCACGUUGAAAGCUGUUAAUUGGAGCCUUACAAAAAAUGACUCUAUGAUACCUAGAAAAGGACAAUCCCCUGUUUUAAAAAUAGUACAGCGUCACCAUUUUUCCUCUGCGUUAAAACGAAUGUCAGUUGUAGCUAGUUACACGAUGCCAGGUUCAUCGGAAAUCAAUUAUAUGACUACUGUAAAAGGUGCUCCUGAAAUCCUUAAAGAUAUGUUAUCAAAUAUACCAGAGAAUUACGAUUCUACUUACCUAUCGCUUUCUCGACGCGGAGCCAGAGUACUAGCUUUAGGAUAUCGAAAACUUUCUGGACCUCUAUCAUCUCAAGACCUAAGAGAAUUAACCCGGGAGCGUUUAGAAAGAAAUCUGACUUUUGCUGGAUUUGUAAUAAUAAGUUGUCCGCUUAAACCUGAUUCUAGGGCGGUUAUCAAGGAAAUCGUGAACGCUUCGCACUCAGUUGUUAUGAUCACCGGUGACAAUCCCCUAACCGCCUGUCAUGUCAGUCGUGAAUUACAUUUUACAAAGAAACCAGUUACGCUUAUAUUAACUUCUUACGAUCAAGAAUGGGCGUGGGAAAGUGUAGAUAAGAAGAUACACUUGCCUUUAAGCGAUACAGAUGUUACUUCUCGGGGUAAUGAAAUUUGGCGAAAAUAUGCUCUUUGUUUAACAGGAGAGGGUUUAACAUAUUUGAAAGAAAAUGAACACAAGCUUCUUCGCAAAUUAUUACCGCACAUCGUAAUUUUUGCAAGAUGUGAACCAAAACAAAAAGAAUUUAUAAUUGUUUCAUUACAAAAUUUAGGAUAUACAACUUUGAUGUGUGGAGAUGGUACUAAUGAUGUUGGUGCUUUAAAGCAUGCUCAAGUGGGUGUUGCAAUCCUUUCUAGUCCACCUGAAAGAGCGACUUCGGACAAACAAGAUAAUACAAAAAAUGAAAACAUGCUCUUAAAUUCGAUGGUUAAUGGUUCAAGAAUGAAUACAAGAGGAUCCGCUAACACCAGAAUAAGGCUACAGAAAGUAUUGAAAGAACUUGAAGGAGAGUCAGUCAUAGUUAAACUAGGAGAUGCCUCAAUUGCUGCGCCUUUUACCAGUAAAAUGUCAUCAAUUCAGUGCAUAUGUCAUGUUAUCAAGCAAGGACGUUGCACUUUAGUCACAACGUUACAGAUGUUUAAAAUUUUGGCACUUAACGCUUUAGCACUCGCAUACAGUCAGUCUGUUCUCUAUUCAGACGGAAUCAAAUUCAGUGAUGCUCAAGCGACAUUGCAAGGUGUUCUUUUGGCAACUUGCUUUUUGUUUAUAUCAAGAUCGAAACCUUUGAAAACAUUGUCUAAACAGAGACCACUUCCAAAUAUAUUCAAUUUGUAUACCAUAGCUACUGUACUACUUCAGUUUGCCGUGCACUUUUUCUCUCUCGUAUAUUUAGUAAAAGAGGCUACUGUAUUAUCAGCAGAGAACGAUUUGUCAACACCAAGUAAUUCAUCCAACAUGAACAUGACGUCAAAUUCGGAUUUUGGUGAAGAAGGUAAACCAUUCGAGGCAAACUUGUUAAACAGUACAGUUUACAUUAUUGCUAUGGCACUCCAGAUUUUCACAUUUGCAAUUAAUUAUCGGGGUCACCCUUAUAUGGAAAGUUUACUACAAAAUAAGUCUUUAUUAUACAGCCUUAUUGGCAGUACUGCUGUUAUAUUGGGAUUAGCUUGUGGUGUUUUACCUGAACUAGCAAAACAAUUUGAAAUCGUGGAUUUCCCAAGCGAUUUCCGUCAACUUUUAGUUCAAAUACUAGUAGCAGACUUUUUCCUAGCGUUUGCAGUUGACAGAGUCUGCUUAUGGCUUUUUGGAGAAGGAAGACAUCAAAAACUGUGAUUAUUAUGCUGUUCCCAUAUUCCAUCUUCGAAUUUAGAAAUGUAUGAAACAUUCAACAUAUACGUUUGUUUUCUCGUAUCACAAAGAAUAGAUUAUAAUACUUGUAUGAAAUAUAAUGGUUUUUAAAAGACUGACCAAUGUAUCAUCGGGGGGAUACUUAAAGACAUUCAUUUCAUUAUUUGUUUCCAUUAAUGGUACAUUUGUUAUCCAACCCAAAAGUUGUAAAUAAUUCUUUGUGGAACGAAGAAAUUGAAGAUAAAAUUGGAUAUAUACAUGUAUACAUACGAGUACAUAGUAUGUGUAUAUUAAUCAGUGUAAGUAUUGUAGGGUUACUAAAUGCAAAGUCCGAAUGGCAACUGAAUAUGGAUUUAUUUAUGACUAUUAAGAUAGCAAAUUAGAAUUACAAUCUAAGAUUUAGGAAUAUAAGUAAAAGAAGAUGAAAUAUACACGAAUACAAUACUACCGGAGAUUCAGUCUUAACAACAAAUCGCAAGAGAUUCAGUUUUCAUGCCAACGGCUGAAUACCCCCUUUUUCUUUUCUCACUAUUUCCUUGAAAACAAUUAUUGCUUUGACACGUAUUGUGACAGGAUUUUGACACGUUUGCCGUUUUUCCACAAUUUGUCCCACUCAGAACCGUGCCCUUUUCCUACAGUAUUAAAGUAUAAAGUGAAAUAAUAAGAACAUACACUGUGAGAAUGUACAGAUGAUAUAUAAGUAACAAUUACAUAAUACUAUAAUUAUUAUGUAUCAUUGUUUAAAACCAGUGUAAGUAAAAAACGUACCUUGAAAAUCUGAUACAAUGAGCUCUUGUAAUGUAAGAGUAUGAAAACAUUGAAUUGAAAUAUUAUAUUCCAGGAAGACAUUAUUACUAGUACAACUUUCAAAUUCAUACUAGUAGGUUGAACACAGAAUUGUUCACUACAUUUAAAAAUUAUUUUUCAUUAAUAUAAACUCUGUUAGCUAGUAAGCAUUACAUUUGAUGUGUUUGAUAUUACGUUUCAGCCAAUGGUCACACAAAUCUCAGCAAAUGCACAUGUUUGUGCACGUUUAAUCACAGAAAUAUAAAUUUAGUUAUACUUAAAUUUUUUAUUUUCGUUUCUACUAGUGAAUAAUAUAAUAGUAACAAGUAAAAAGCAUAUGUAUAGUAAAAUCAAAUCAAGAUUAAUAAUUAAUGAAAAACAAAAGAUUCUGCCAAUCUGGUUUUUUAUUGUAUACUUAGUUAGAUCAAUUUUUAACUAUGAUAAAAUAAAUACAUUAUUGUCACAGUUACAGCAGAAGUAAUUGUGGCAUUUGUGAAUUUUCAUACGGUUAUCACACUGAUGUGAUCAUAAUUACGAAUAAAAUUUACACUUUUAAUAACACCAAAUUUUUACCGUGCUUCACUGUCAUGUUGUUAUAAGAAUGCAUAAUUAUGAAAGUUGCACACUUUGUAAUUAAAUUUCUAAAAUUACAAAUUUAUGGCAUGUAAUGUAUAAUUUACUUUCGUUUCACGAAACCGAGAUGAUUAUACGUUUUUCUUAAGAAUAUAAACUAUUUUAAAGUCUUUACAUUAACAUUCCAAUGAAAUUACAUUUCAGCAAAGAACAUGUAACUGGAAUAAAUACACGUCGUUUGAAAUGUAUUCCUCCGUAAAUUGUUACUAUGAUUACAAUAAUACAUUUUCGUUCCUAUUUGAACGGUGAAUAACACAAUGUACAUGCGAUAGGUAUAUAUUAAUAUUGCGGUCAUUUACAAAUUAAACUUACGUUGUGAACAAUAACGAUCAAAGUAUAAUAAUAUUGUAUCCGAUAAUACAAAUUUUUACCGCAUUAUUUUUUUCGAUCAAAAUUCUGAAAGCUGAUUAUAUAUUGU